Molecule: messenger RNA, 2115 nt
Organism: Rosa rugosa (rugosa rose)
Lineage: Eukaryota; Viridiplantae; Streptophyta; Magnoliopsida; Rosales; Rosaceae
Product: RING-H2 finger protein ATL65
Exons: 1
Coding region: 35-1261 (408 amino acids)
Biological process (GO): protein ubiquitination
Molecular function (GO): transferase activity
Source: RefSeq, a predicted model, not a curated record
CCACAACCACCGCCAUGAUUCCUCCUCCGUAAAAAUGGUUCCCGCCGCGUCCCCAUCCCCAUCCCCUUCCCCUUCCCCUGCACCUUCCCCCACCCCAACAUUCUCCACCCCCCUCACCAUCCUCACAAACCCCAACGCCACCCCCCUCCAUGCAUCAUCCUUAUCAUCUCCGCCGUCCAAGCUCCCCAUCGACUUCUCCCCGCCGCUCAUCGCCAUGGUCGUCGUCGUCGCCACCGCCUUCUUAAUCGUCACCUACUCCCGCCUCAUCUCCCGCCACGUCAUCCCCCCGAUCAUCCGAUUCUCCCGCCACUGCCGCCGCCGUCGCCGCCGCUCCUACCUCCCCUCCUCCAUCGGCGACCUCGACUCCCCGCCCUACGACUCGUCGUUCGACCCCACUGACGGCUUCCAUGUCUUCUCCCCUUACGGCCUCGACGAGUCGGUGAUCAAGACCAUACCGCUGUCGCUCUACACCGCCAAGACCGGCCUCCGGAGCAAGGACUGCGCCGUCUGCUUGAUCGAGUUCGAAGACGACGAGUACGUCCGGACGCUUCCGGUUUGUUCCCACGCCUUUCACGUCGACUGCAUCGACAUGUGGCUCAGGUCCCACGCCAACUGUCCGCUCUGCCGCGCCGGAAUAUUCCGUCCGGAGUCUCCCUUCAUUCCCUUAAUGGCCGCCAGAAUCCGGCCGAGCCUCGACGACGCGCUCCUCCGCAGCAUGGCUCUUGAGCCUCUCGCGGAAACUCCGCCGCGCGAGGCGGAGUCCGCGGCGGAGAUAACUCCCUGCGCGGAGGAGCAAUCGCCCCCGAGGACGGUCAAUUACUGGGAGGACAGAAUCAACGGCGGAGAUUUCGUCCUCAAGCGGUCUUACUCGUUCGGAUUCGAGCGGAGCUCCGCUUCGGAGCGGAUGAUGGUGACGGAGCCGACGACGGCGUCGCCGUGGCGGUACCGGAGAGGCGGAAGCUUCUGGAGCAAGAGGCCGUCGCCGUUCGGGUCGCUGACGAAGCCGCGAGUCUUCUCGUUCCGGUCCCACCGAGGCAUGAACAUGAAGUCGCCUUUCUUCCGGCGAAAGGGCUUCUUCCCGCUGUCGGAGUCAAGCGCGAGAUUCUCCACCGGUGGCGGCUCUUCCCGGCGGACGAAGUCGAUGACGAGCCCUAUGUUCAUGAGGUCGUCGGCGUUGACCGCGGCGGCGUUCUCGUCAAGCCGGCUCCGGUGCGGCGACCCCGAGGCGCUGUUGUCGCCGGAGAGGUUUAACAGAAGAUAAGGAGGUAAAGAACGUGCGUUACAUCAGAGAGCGCAAUUAAAAUUUGGGGGAGGGACACGUGGAGGGAGGAGAUGGAGGGAAGCGGGAGCAAACGGACGGUGGGAGAUGGGGGUCUGGGUGGAAUUAAAGCAAAUGGGGUCGGUUUUAAUGGGGGGAUGAUGGAGAGUUAAAGAAGGCUGGUGUGGUCAUUAAUGGAGAGAUGAGAAGGCAUUAAAUGCCCAGAAUAGACGAGAGAGGGAGUGAAACGCACACAAAACAAAACGAAACGCAGAAAAUUAAAUGGGUUUUGGCGGCAUUUAUUUGUUUAGAAGAAAAAGGUUGGGGUGGCUUUUUCAUGCAGAGCUUUACCUCAUUUUUCUUCACCGACAAUGUUCAUGUGGGGGAAACUGACAAGUCGUUUUUAGGGUUUAGGGCUUGGUGUGGGUGGUGGUGUCACUCUGGCUUUGGUGGAUUAAAGAAGAAGAAAGGUGGACUCAGGAUUUGGGUUCUGGGAUUUGAGAUAGGGUGGUGAUCAGAGCUAGUCAGUGAUUGUCACUGUCCUUGUUUCAGUUGUUUGACUUUGGGACCAGGUGUCCACAUUGGGGGGAAAAGGUCAAUGCGAAAGUGGGUUUUGUGGGGGUUCUUUUUGGGUUACAAUUGUGUGAUGAUGGAGAGUCGUGCUUCAUUUUUCGGGAGGGAAGGAUUACGUGUAAUUCUAUUGAGAUAAUGAGUUUUCAUUUCUUUGAAGAGGUUAAUUGGGGCAAUUUUUUUGUGUUGGCAUAUAUGGAUCAAGCUCAACUACGCUUUACUGUAUACAAUUUCUGUUCUCUUCAUCUUGUAGAAGUAAAUAAAUCGCGCUUUCGAUUCUUCUUUUA